AUGGCGCCAACGAACCCACCAAGAGUCGAACGGAGUUCCAAGAUGCACUCAAAAGUCGUCAUCAUUGGCUCAGGCCCCGCUGGACACACCGCCGCGAUCUACCUGGCGCGUGCGAACCUCAACCCGGUUCUUUUCGAGGGAUUCAUGGCGAACGGCUUUGCUGCUGGUGGCCAGCUGACCACAACGACCGACGUGGAGAACUUCCCAGGUUUCCCCACCGGUAUCCUGGGUCCUGAGCUCAUGGAGAAAUUCCGUGAACAGUCUGUCAGAUUCGGCACGCGCAUUAUCACGGAGACCGUCUCGAAGAUCGAUCUCUCAGCACGGCCAUUCAGGUACUGGCGCGAGAUGCAGGAGGACUCCGAACCCGAGACGGCAGACACUAUUAUCAUCGCUACCGGCGCAAGCGCAAAGCGGAUGGGUCUCAAGGGAGAGCAAACAUACUGGCAGAGUGGUAUUAGUGCUUGCGCAGUUUGUGAUGGCGCCGUUCCUAUUUUUAGAAACAAGCCCCUAGCAGUCAUUGGAGGAGGCGACUCUGCAGCUGAAGAAGCUACAUACCUAACGAAAUACGGUUCUCACGUAUAUGUCCUUGUCCGCCGUGGCGAGCUCAGAGCAUCGAAAAUCAUGGCUAAGCGGCUGCAAAACAACCCAAAAAUUACCAUUCUCUGGAACACCGUCGCUACUGAAUGCCAAGGCGAUGGGGACCUUCUGAACAACCUCCGCAUUAAGAACGUCUUGACCGGAGAGGAAAAAGAUCUCCAAGUUAACGGGCUGUUCUACGCUAUUGGCCAUGAGCCCGCAACUGCUCUUGUUCGCUCCCAGCUGCAGACUGAUCCUGAUGGCUACAUCAUCACUGUGCCAGGAACGACGCAGACCUCCGUGAAAGGUGUCUUUGCAGCAGGUGACGUCCAGGAUAAGCGCUAUCGGCAGGCUAUCACGAGUGCGGGGAGCGGCUGCAUGGCUGCGCUGGAGGUUGAGAAGCUGAUUGCGGAAGAGGAGGAGCUUGGAGAGUAA
Molecule: messenger RNA, 1011 nt
Organism: Cyclocybe aegerita
Lineage: Eukaryota; Fungi; Basidiomycota; Agaricomycetes; Agaricales; Hemipholiotaceae
Source: the annotation of a GenBank genome assembly